UAUUCUUACCGAUAACCAUUGCCCUCUCCUUCACUGUCUGCUUGAGCGCUCUGCGUCGUCGCCGUCUCCAUUUGGCGAAUUCGUCGGACCGAAGUGGAAAUUUGUGCGCAAAUCGAACGCUUCUGCUGUUGAUACUUUAUUUGAGGUAGCUUUUGAGGUGAAACUACAAAACCCUAACGCUAACCAAUGGCCUCAGUUCCGCUCCUCCGCCUCUCCCCGCCGCUGCAACCGCAGCUCCUCCACCUCCGCCGCCCACUCCGACCUCUCCCACUCCGACCAAACCUCCGCUUCACAACCAGGUGCUCCUACUCUCCCACCCCGGCCGUCGACCGCCUGAUCUCCGCUGCGUCGUACUUCCUCCCCUUCUUCAAUGGCCUGCAGUACGGCCGCUUCCUCUUCACCAAGUACCCCGCCCUGGCGGCGCCAUUGGAGCCCCUACUCCCUCUCCUCUCUCUCUACCACUCCGUCCCCUACGCCAGCUUUGUGACCUUCUUUGGCCUCUACCUCGGCGUCGUCCGCAACCCCAACCUGAGCCGGUACGCUCGAUUCAACGCCCUGCAGGCGCUGGUCUUGGACGUUCUCCUGGUUGUCCCGGUGCUGCUACAGCGGAUCAUCACCCCCGGCCGGUCAGGUAUUGGGCUCAUGCUAACUGCAUGGGCUCAUUCUGGUCUUUUUAUGUUCGUGACAGCCUGCUUUAUUUAUGGUCUUGUAUCGAGUGUUCUUGGCAAGACGCCAUAUUUGCCGCUGGUGGCUGAUGCCGCCGGCCGCCAGUUUGACUGAGUUUGUAUCUGAGUUUGCACUUUGCGUACUUUAUAACCAUACCAUGUUGUUAUUAGUUUUGACCUAGAAUGUUGUGAGGAAAAUGGUAGCCAACUAAUUGCAUUCUUGUUUGUGUUUUCGACACCUAAUACGUUAUUAUAUAUAUAUAUAUAUAUAAAUCGUUUACAUCAUCAUCUCCCAGGUGA
Andrographis paniculata is the source of this 965-nucleotide messenger RNA. RefSeq names its product protein TIC 20-II, chloroplastic. The record is from RefSeq and is a predicted model, not a curated record. The coding region runs from base 187 to 780 and encodes 197 amino acids. The transcript is spliced from 2 exons. Lineage: Eukaryota; Viridiplantae; Streptophyta; Magnoliopsida; Lamiales; Acanthaceae.